Molecule: messenger RNA, 1296 nt
Organism: Conger conger (European conger)
Lineage: Eukaryota; Metazoa; Chordata; Actinopteri; Anguilliformes; Congridae
Gene: klhdc3
Product: kelch domain containing 3
Cellular component (GO): cytoplasm
Molecular function (GO): protein binding; chromatin binding
Source: RefSeq, a predicted model, not a curated record
GGGCGAUGUCGCGGUGGACGGUGCACCUGGAGGGCGGGCCGCGGCGCGUCAAUCACGCCGCCGUCGCCGUGGGACACCGGGUCUACUCCUUCGGGGGCUACUGCUCGGGCGAGGACUACGAGACCCUGCGGCAGAUCGACGUCCACGUCUUCAACGCGGUGUCCCUCUCCUGGAUGAAGCUGCCUCCGGUCCGGACCAGCGGGCGGGAACAGGCCCGGGAGGUUCCCUACAUGCGCUACGGACACACGGCGGUUCUGAUGGACGACACCGUCUACAUCUGGGGUGGCCGCAACGACACUGAGGGGGCCUGCAACGUGCUGUACGCGUUCGACAUCGGAACGCAUAAAUGGUUCACGCCCGCCGUGUCUGGCAUGGUCCCGGGUGCGAGGGACGGACACUCGGCCUGCGUGCUGGGCAAGACCAUGUACAUCUUCGGGGGGUACGAACAGCUGGCUGACUGCUUCUCCAAUGACAUCCAUAAGCUGGACACCACCACCAUGGCCUGGUCUCUCGUCAACGCGCGGGGCACGCCGGCUCGCUGGAGAGACUUCCACUCGGCCACCAUCAUCGGGACGAAGAUGUUCGUUUUCGGGGGCCGGGCGGACCGAUUCGGGCCCUUCCACUCCAACAACGAGAUCUACUGCAACAAGAUCCAGGUGUUCGACACGCGGACCAACACCUGGCUGGACUGCCCCUCCACUCAAAUACUGCCUGAGGGGCGGAGGAGCCACUCCGCAUUUGCCUUUAACGGAGAGCUGUACAUUUUUGGCGGAUACAAUGCUCGUCUCGACCGCCACUACAACGACCUCUGGAAGUUCAACCCCGAGAGUUUCUCCUGGAAGAAGGUGGACCCCAAGGGGAAAGGACCCUGCCCUCGCCGGAGACAAUGCUGCUGCAUGGUGGGAGAAAAAAUCAUCCUGUUCGGAGGCACCAGCCCGUGUCCAGAGCAGGGAAUGGGAGACGAGUUCAAUCUGAUGGAUCACUCGGACCUGUACAUCUUAGAUUUCUGCCCGGAUCUGAAGACGUUAUGCAAGCUGGCGGUAAUUCACUACCGUCUGGAGCAGUCGGGCCUGCCUCAUGACAUCAGGUGGGAACUGACCGCGAUGACCACCACAGCAACAUCAGCCAGACCCAUCUUCAGCUCUCACGGCUGAACCGGAACCAGAACCGGAACCGGAACCAGAACCAGAACCAGAACGUGAAGCGGCUGCAGGGAGGCCACUUUUCUUUUUUUUUUUUUUUUUUAAAUUUCAACUGACGUGGGAAGUGUUUUUGGCACGGGGUGGGAAUACCUGC